This is a messenger RNA of Thamnophis sirtalis, 864 nucleotides long. Lineage: Eukaryota; Metazoa; Chordata; Lepidosauria; Squamata; Natricidae. The record is from RefSeq and is a predicted model, not a curated record.
AUGCUGAUUGCAAGACAAGGUUUCCGCGAAAGUGCUUUUGUCUAUGCAAUUGCGGCUGCAGGAGUGGUACAUGCGGUCUCCAAUGCCUGCUCCUUGGGCAAACUGCAAGCCUGUGGCUGUGACCAGAAGCGUCGAGGGGAUGAAGAGGCUUUCCGUCGCAAACUUAACCGCCUCCAACUGGACGCCAUGAACCGUGGCAAGGGAAUGAUGCAUGGCGUCCACUUGGAGCACCUUCCAGCUGAGCCCCCUGGCCUACAAGACUCCUGGGAGUGGGGGGGUUGCAGCCCUGAUGUAGACUUUGGGGAGAAAUUUUCAAAGGAAUUCCUAGAUUCCCGGGAAAGCCAUCGUGACCUCCCAUCCCGCAUGAGGCUUCACAACAACCGUGUUGGCCGGCAGGUGGUGAUGGAGAACAUGAAGCGGAAAUGCAAGUGUCACGGAACGUCCGGAAGCUGCCAGCUGAAGACAUGUUGGCAGGUGACUCCUGAUUUCCGGCUGGUGGGUUCAGUGCUCAAGGAUCGCUUCCAUGUGGCAACGCUGAUCCGGCCCCACAACAGGAACACUGGGCAGAUGGACGUGGGGCAGGCCCGCCACCGGCGUCGUGGUGGCAUCAGUGACCUGAUCUACUUUGAGAAAUCACCUGACUUCUGUGAGAGGGAACCAAAGUUGGACUCUGUGGGCACCCAAGGGCGUUUGUGCAACAAAACCAGCCCAGGCAUGGACAACUGUGAAAGCUUGUGCUGUGGACGAGGACAUAAUAUCCUGCGGCAAACACGCAGCGAGCGAUGCAACUGUAAAUUCCAUUGGUGUUGUUUUGUAGCUUGUGAGGAGUGUCGACUCACAGAGUGGGUCAGUGUCUGUAAAUGA